AUGAUGAAUGGUUCAAAAACACUGCAAUCGUGGCUCCAAACGGGAGCUAAUAGGAAGAAAAGUGCGGAUCAGGAGGAGAAUAUUUCGAGCAACCCUGUAGAAACUGAAGUGGACGACAGUGAACCGAGCACAAGCGCCAGUGGCUAUUUCAGCAGCGCCAGUGAAGUCUCCACAGCACCUACUAGUAGCAAACGGUGCAAAACAGUAAGGAAAUAUGACUCGAGUUAUGUCAAAUUUGGAUUCAGCUGGAGUGGGACGGGGGAAGAGCCCAGGCUGCAGUGUGUGGCUGCCAAACAGUUAAACUUGGUGCCACUUUCCAACGACACUGUGUCGUGAAGAAUAGGAGCCAUGGCAGAUGAUGUUAAAAACACACUGAUUGAGCGUAUUAAAAGUAGUCGCUAUUAUUCCAUCCAGCUAGACAAGACUACUGAUGUUGCAGAUUUGUUUACAACUACAGCCGAGCCCAUAUUCCAGCUCCUGAAUGCGUUUGUCCAAGAGAAUGGGCUUGAUUGGAAAAAGUGUGUUGGAGCCUGCACGGACAGCGCCAGGGCUAUGACACCGGAGAUGCGAUGGACUCACUGCAGCAUCCAUUGUGAGGCCCUGGCGGUGAAGAAGAUGCCCGAAGAAUUGAAGUCUGUGCUGGACUCGGCUGUGAAAGCUGUGAACUUCAUUAAGGCCCGACCAAUGCAUUCUCGUCUAUUCCAUGUGCUCUGCGAUGAGAUGGGCAGCGAGCAUGUCCAACUCUUGCUUCAUACGGAAGUAAGGUGGCUAUCAAGUGGGAAGGUGCUUUCGAGGCUUUUCGAUUUGCACAGAGAGGUCCAAAUGUUCUUACAGGACGAAAGCUUCCCCUUAUCAGAUAUUUUCGAAGAUACUGUGUGCCUCAGUCAACUGGCAUACUUGUCGGACAUUUUCUCUUGUUUAAACGAACUGAAUUUGGGGCUACAGGGACUCUCCAUCAAUGUCUUUGAUGUGCAGGACAAAAUCAACGCAAUGCUGAAAAAGAUGGAGUUGUUAAAAAUCAAAGUCAAGGUAAGUGAUGUUUCAGCUUUACCUGCUUUGGAGAGUUUCUGUCUGACAACAACCUGA
Messenger RNA from Anguilla rostrata (American eel), 1086 nucleotides. Its product is annotated as zinc finger BED domain-containing protein 5-like. NCBI's taxonomy places the organism in Eukaryota, Metazoa, Chordata, Actinopteri, Anguilliformes, Anguillidae. The record is from RefSeq and is a predicted model, not a curated record. The transcript is spliced from 3 exons.